This is a messenger RNA of Enhydra lutris kenyoni (northern sea otter), 1641 nucleotides long. RefSeq names its product zinc finger protein 660-like. The transcript has 4 exons. Gene Ontology annotation, biological process: regulation of transcription by RNA polymerase II. Gene Ontology annotation, molecular function: DNA-binding transcription factor activity; RNA polymerase II cis-regulatory region sequence-specific DNA binding. The record is from RefSeq and is a predicted model, not a curated record. Bases 1 to 1641 code for a protein of 546 amino acids. Lineage: Eukaryota; Metazoa; Chordata; Mammalia; Carnivora; Mustelidae.
AUGCACAGAUACAAACAUAGUGCUGUUGAGGUUUUACACUUACGCACAGACUGGGACAAUGAUGGGGAGAGAGAAGGGCAUCAAAGAAAUUCUGGGCGACACACCCAAACCAAGGCAAUUGCCCUUAAUGAGAAUCUCACUGCCCCAAAUGGUGAAGGAUAUAAACCACUGUGGAAAACCUUCCUUUUUAAGUCAACUGUUUCUGCAGAGCAGUGUGUUUCUGUCAGCACAAGCUCUGAUCAGAUAUUCAAACAUAGCUAUUUGUGGACAGACCAUUUGGAACAUCUGAAAAGUAACCUAGUCCAUGCUGAGAAUAAUGAUUUGAGCCAUUUGGAAGAUUGGACUGGCCUGACCUUAAAUCAGAGAUUUAGAAAUGAAGAACAAAGUGCUCAGUGGGAUCCAUUCGAGAGGGGCUUCACCGAGGAGUCGAUCCUCCAGAAUGACCAGAGGCUUUUCACUGGAGACAGAUUUGCUCAAUGCACUGAAUCUCAGAAAACAUUGAACCAGGGCUCCAGUGUUCACCGAUGUGUCAGGGCUAGGUUUGCAGAGAACCAUUACGAAUGUGAUAAAUGUGAGCAAGGCUUUUAUCCAAGCUCUAACCUCAGUAUACUCCCUUCAGGAGACUGUCUUCAUAAAGAUAAUGAAUGUGGGAAAGCUUGUAACCAGUCCUCCAGUGUUGGUGAUCAUCAGAGAAUUCAUGAGGGAAAAAGCCCAUUCACAUCUAGUAAACCAGGGACCAUGUUUACUCAGUCACCAAGCCUAAACAUCAAUGAGAUAAUCCCUCAGGGAGAGGAAGCUUACAUCUUUAAGGAAUGUGGUAAAUCCUUUGACUGCCACUCAACACUAUCUCAACAUCAGCAAAUGCAUACUGGAGAAAAACCUUACCAGUGUCAAGAAUGUGGCAAGGCCUUUAAACAUCCUUCACACCUCACUCAACAUCACAGAAUUCAUACUGGAGAGAAACCUUACCAAUGUCAAGAAUGUGGGAAGGCCUUUAAUAUGCACUCUCACCUCACUCGACAUCAGGGAAUUCAUAAUGCCAAGAAAACUUAUGAAUGUCAAGAAUGUGGCAAGGCCUUUUAUGACAGGUCAACCCUUACUCAACAUCACAGAAUUCAUACUGGAGAGAAACCAUACCAAUGUCAAGAAUGUGGCAAGGCCUUUAACCACAGCUCAAUCCUUACUCGACAUCACAGAAUUCAUAGUGGAGAGAAACCUUACCAAUGUCACGAAUGUGGCAAGAGCUUUAACUGGAGCUCAGCCCUUAUUCAACAUCACAGAAUUCAUAGUGGAGAGAUACCUUACAAAUGUCACGAAUGUGGCAAGGCCUUUAUCUGGAGGUCAAGUCUUACUGAGCAUUACAGAAUUCAUAGUGGAGAAAAACCUUACCAAUGUCAAGAAUGUGGCAAGGCCUUUAACUGCCUUUCACACCUUACUCGACAUCAUAGAAUUCAUAAUGGAAAGAAAUCUUACCAAUGUCAAGAAUGUGGCAAGGCCUUUAACCACAGCUCAACCCUUAUACGACAUCACAGAAUUCAUACUGGAGAGAAACCUUACCAGUGUCAGGAAUGUGGCAAGAGCUUUAACCGGAGCUCAGGCCUUAUUCGACAUCACAGAACUCAUACUGGAGAGAAACCUUAA